GCUCCGUGAGGGGCUUCUGUGAGCCCUGUGGCGGGAGGUGACUGGUUGAAGCGGGAGACCUGUUCCUGACCAUGUCAAGGAGGAAGUUGGAGAAUAAAAGCCUUCCUGGCUUGUUAGCCACGUCUCUGAACACACAGAUCAAGACAGACAAUUUCCACAAUUUUUAUAUGCUUGAAUCAAAAGAGCUGGGAAGAGGAAGAUGUGCUGUGGUUAGAAAAUGUAUCGCUAAAUCCACAGGCCAAGAGUAUGCAGCUAAGUUUUUAAAGAAAAGAAGAAGAGGUCAAGAUUGCAAAGCAGAGAUUCUUCAUGAAAUUGCUGUGCUUGAAUUAAUGAAAUCUAAUCCUCGCAUAGUUAAUCUCCAUGAAGUCUAUGAAACAGCAAAUGAAAUCAUCUUAGUGUUGGAAUAUGCUGCUGGAGGAGAAAUAUUUGACUUGUGUGUCCCAGAUCUGGAUGACAGAAUUGGGGAAAGGGAUAUUGUAAGACUUAUAAGACAGAUACUUGAAGGACUUCGCUGCUUGCAUGAAAACAACAUUGUUCAUCUGGAUUUAAAGCCUCAAAAUAUUUUGCUGAGCAGUGUCAAUCCUCUUGGUGAUGUCAAAAUAGUAGAUUUUGGUAUGUCUCGGAAGCUUGAGAAUUCUGGUGAACUGCGGCAGAUCAUGGGAACAACAGAGUAUCUAGCUCCAGAAAUCUUAAACUACGAUCCCAUUACCACAGCUACAGAUAUGUGGAACAUAGGUGUAAUUUCAUACAUGCUGCUGACACAAGAAUCUCCAUUUGUUGGAGCUGAUAAUCAAGAAACUUACCUUAAUAUAUCUCAAGUUAAUGUGGAUUAUUCAGAAGAAACAUUUUCAUCAGUUUCACAGCCUGCCAAAGACUUCAUUCAAAAACUCCUCAUAAAAAAUCCAGAGCAAAGACCCACAGCAGAGGCCUGUCUUUCUCAUCUGUGGUUGCAGCAAGGGGAGUUCAUACUCUUGUGUAGCCCUGAAGAAACUUGCUGCUCUUCUCUAAUGCCAGGACACACCACAAAAUGGUCAGAAGAGCGGAAUGUAAAAUCUAGUAGUAAUGGUACCUGCAGCAACAAGGAAGACAAAGAGAACAUUCCAGAGGACAGCAGUAUGGUCUCCAAACGUUUCCGUUUUGAUGAUUCAUUGCAGUAUCCCCAAGACUUCAUGACAGACUUCAUAUGUUAAUGUGUAAUACAGACUUUUAUAAAAUGGAUUUAGCAUAAUCUGUUCCAGUGGUGAAUAUAAGAUUAUAGCUUGCCAAUUUGUGCAGCAUUGGCAUACUAGAAAUGCACUUUGAUUCUUUUAUGCUGGUGCUUCCUUUUCUGUCCGUUGCUGGCAAUGGAUUUAACCCCUGAAAAACUGGGGUUGGUUGCGCCAGUAAAAUGAAUUUUUUUUUUAAGAAGAUUUAAUUAAAUAUUUUUGCACUUUUCAAGUUUUAGUCCAAAAAUCAUGCCAAAGUGAACAAACUGAAACCUGAAGAUGAGUUUGUUUCAGCUUGAGCUUUGCCAAACAGUGGUUGAAUACAUACAUGCUUUCAUGACUAGCCUUAAGAAAUUGGUGUAAGCUGGGGAAUUGAAUCUAGCUGUCCUACUGGGCUUACUUGUGACCAUUCUCGUCACUUUAAAUGGGAGCUGAAGUAGGCAUGUUUUAGGAAUACGGUACAUCUGUUGGGGCCAUUUGCAAAACCACUUUCUCUCUAGGAUCAUUAGUAGUUAAGGAAAUGUUUCUGCCUUACUGAUCUGGUCCACUUAGGAAUUAUAAUGCAUACUCUGUGUGUUUCCCAACAGGAAAAUGAGUUGUAUUUCUGCAGUGAUGAACAGAAAAUGGGUAGAUUGUCAGUCCUUGAGCUAGUGGUCCAUUGCUUAUCAGUAAAUUAUAUUUGGAGAGGAUGAGGGUCCCAUGCUGAUCUGAAUAUUUGAUAAACUAGUGUGCUUUCAUAAAACCUCUGAAAUAGCAUCAUCUACCUAUACUGACCUAUUCCUACCUAAUCUUAAGCAAAACCCCCAGCCAAGCAAACAAACAAA
Messenger RNA from Pezoporus occidentalis (night parrot), 2029 nucleotides. It is a transcript of the gene STK17B, whose product is annotated as serine/threonine kinase 17b. NCBI's taxonomy places the organism in Eukaryota, Metazoa, Chordata, Aves, Psittaciformes, Psittacidae. Gene Ontology annotation, cellular component: nucleus. The record is from RefSeq and is a predicted model, not a curated record. The transcript has 8 exons. The coding region runs from base 72 to 1190 and encodes 372 amino acids. Gene Ontology annotation, molecular function: protein serine/threonine kinase activity; ATP binding. Gene Ontology annotation, biological process: protein phosphorylation; positive regulation of apoptotic process; intracellular signal transduction.